Messenger RNA from Sclerotinia sclerotiorum 1980 UF-70, 336 nucleotides. RefSeq lists its product as hypothetical. Gene Ontology annotation, biological process: mitochondrial respiratory chain complex III assembly. Lineage: Eukaryota; Fungi; Ascomycota; Leotiomycetes; Helotiales; Sclerotiniaceae. The transcript is spliced from 3 exons. Bases 1 to 336 code for a protein of 111 amino acids. The record is from RefSeq and is a predicted model, not a curated record.
AUGGCCUUAGAAGCCUACAGACACCUUCUCCGCGCGACGAGGAUCGCCUUCAAUGGAGAUAUUGCGAUCCUGACUUCCGCCCGCAAUCAAGCCCGCAGUACUUUCCUCACCAAUCGAUCUCUCACUCCCGAAUCACCGGAAUCUAUAGCUGCUAUUGCGCAUGCAGAAGAUGUUGCGAAAUUCCUGAGGCAUAAUGUGGUGCAGGGACAGAAAGCAGAGGGUGAUGAGAAAUAUAAGUUGAAUAUUCAUGAACAUACGGAACGAGGAGAUAAUGAUACGAUUAAGAUGCCGAGUGGGAAGAAUGUUACGAUUGAUGGGAAGACUUGUAAGGAUUAG